AUGUGGAAUCAACCUCAGGAGUAUUUCAUUGAAGCAGUCUCAAAUGCUUCGAUGGACAUUUUCCCUCACAACACUCUAACAAAAUUUUCUAAUCGAUUGGCUCGACCCAUUGAUUUGAGUGGUGAGUGGUUGGUAGGUCUUCAAGAAAUUUUCUAUCCAUCGGACAUAAGUGCAACAGCACGAAGUUUAUCGGUGCAUUUGCUUGUAGAUGGCUUUGGACAAAAGGUCAAACUAGAUGUAAUGUUGGAAGCAAAUGAUGACAAGAGGACUAUUAUUGAUAAAAUUAAUACAGCAAUGAGAAAACAUUAUAAUACUACAAAGGCUAAACGACCUAAAAGAGAUAUCAUGGAGACAAUUAACAAACUGUUAAAAGUCGAAAGCGCAAAUUUUACAAAUGAGGAGAAACUAGCUCAUUUGCGAGAGAUUAAAACUAAAGGUUUAGCAGCGUUUGAAGAGCUAUUGAAAAAAAUUGAUGAGAUGAACGGUCAAGUGAAAGAGAAAGAAAAAGAAAUUGCCUCUCUUUCAACCGAGGUAGCACAAAAAACUAAAGAAGUGGAAGUUGUGAAUAUAAACUUAGCUGCAAAAAGUGUAGUCCAAGAAGAUUUUGAAAAAUAUAAACAAGUUGCUCAGAAAAUGUUGGCUGAUCAAACCGAAAAGAUAAACAAACUUGAGCAACAACCUAACAAAGAUUCUGAGAUUUAUCAUCUAAAGAAAGAUUUGAGAGAUGCCUUGCUAAGGUUAAAACGAUGGGAAGAGGACGCUAUUGCUAAAAGAGCCGAAGCUUCCAAACUGAGAGCAGAACUAGAGAUUCUGAAAGGUGAACGUGAUAAAAAUUUGGUCGAAUUACAAGGAAAAUAUAACACAAUGAAAGAAGAAACUGAUAUUAAGAUUAAGAAUAUUGAGAAAGACUUUGAGCAUGCAAAGUCAACAAAAUCUGAGAAGGCUUUGGAAUUUGAAUCAAAACUGAAAAUUUGUAAACAGCAACAAGAAGAAGAGCUACACGAAUUGAAAGACCAAAUGGAAAGAGAGUCAAAAACAUAUGAAGAUAAAGUUAAAUUAAUGGAAGAAAGGGAGAAAAAUUAUCAGCAAUAUUUGAAAGAAUCACGUGAAAAGGUAGUUAAGCUGCAAGAAAAUGAAGCUGAAUUGCGGAAUAAGAUAGCUCAACUAGUUCCAAAAGAAGAGCUUAACAAUCUGAAUCAGAAAGUUGAAUCGAUUGCUUCAGAGAAAAGUGCUGUUGAGAUGACACUAAAAGAGUUGAAAGAUAAGCACGAUUCUUUGGCUAAUGAAGUAAUCAGGUUGAAUGGUGACUUGGCUAAACAAAAAGAAGAAAAAAAUCAACUUCUUGAAGAGGUUGAAAGAGUUAGACGACAAUUAUAUAAAUUUAAACCUUUGGUGGAAAAUGAACUGACUAUCAGCGAGGACGAUAAAGUACCUUUUAUUGAACUAGUUGGCGGGAAAAUAACUAUUCAUAGAGGCUAUUUACAUAAUAAAGUGAUUGUCCCACACUUCAACGAUUCAGCUUUUAUUUCUGCACUUGGGUUCGAUGCUUAUGGUUACCUUGAUAAGAUUGGUCGACUACUAACCACAAAUGAGGUUAGCAUGACUGCUGAAAAACCUGCUGCUUUAGACUUUCAGCCUCACUUGAUGUUUGUAAACUCUGACAUUGUCUCUGAACAUUUCGUUGGAGAUAAAUCAGCAAGGGUACUUCGUGUUUUGCCACUGAGAGGAGAUGAAAAGAAACAGAUAAUCCACGAGAGAUUCAUGAAGCCACAUUACUACCCAUUGCGAUCAAAUAGAAUGGAAGAUGUCAAUUUCAUCCUGAGUGAUGAGACUGGAGAACAGGUUAAAUUCAACUCAGGUCGUGUUUGUAUUGGCUUACAUUUGAAAAAAGUUGUAUAAGAAAACAAUGUAACAGAUAAUAAAUGAGAAUAAAGUUAUUGAAAAUGUCAAGAAAAGUUCAUUGUUCUUGUGAGUCAGACUUACAGAGAUUUUUCUCUUCUCAGGUAGGAAGUGGGUUUAGUGAUAUUAGCGUAUUUAAAGGGUCACCAUACCAAAGAGGAUAUGGAAUAGGAACUUUAAUUGGUAGAUUUGGAAUACCAAUAUUAAAAUUUUUAGGUAAACAAUUUCUCC
Messenger RNA from Panonychus citri (citrus red mite), 2130 nucleotides. Its product is annotated as trichohyalin-like. The record is from RefSeq and is a predicted model, not a curated record. NCBI's taxonomy places the organism in Eukaryota, Metazoa, Arthropoda, Arachnida, Trombidiformes, Tetranychidae. The transcript has a single exon. The coding region runs from base 1 to 1899 and encodes 632 amino acids.